AUGUCCGUUUUAGACUGUAACCAGAUUACAAUACAAAGUGCAUUUAAGUGUCUUUUGUACAUGCCGCUUAAAAUCUGCAGAGAGGUCAUAGAUGCUCCUGACCUCUAUAAUGAGAACCUCUAUAUGUGUGGAAGAGCCAUGCUUCGGCACCGGAACCACUCCGAACUGGAGUAUCACGGCCUUACCGAAAACCGACGUGAAACAACCACGUUGUGUUUCGCCGUGUGGUUGAGCUUACCGGAGACCCAACCCUUCCCCUUUCCCAAUUUCCAAAGCUUACUACGCUGUCAGCCGCAGCUACGCGGCUACGUGUCCGCUACGGGCUACGUGCUACGAGCUACUACGACUAAUACACUUUACUUUCUGGAAGGAUGGGCUCGCAUUGAAUACGACCACUUUCAGCCACAGCUGCGGGUGUAUCGCAAGCAGACGUCCCAUGCUGUACAGCGCACAGUGACGGCGAGUGCAGCGCUGCAGCGCCGGCUGGUGAUGCGCUCUUCAUUUAUACGUUCAUAG
This is a messenger RNA of Spodoptera exigua (beet armyworm), 516 nucleotides long. Lineage: Eukaryota; Metazoa; Arthropoda; Insecta; Lepidoptera; Noctuidae. The record is from the annotation of a GenBank genome assembly.